AUGGACAUCGCAUUGGAGGAAUCGAACGGCGUCCGCCUCGCCAUCGAGGGAUGCGGACAUGGAACACUUCAUGCGAUAUAUGCUUCGGUCGAGGAAGCAUGCAAACAGAAAGGCUGGCCCGGUGUCGACCUCUUGAUCAUAGGCGGCGACUUCCAGUCAGUUCGAAAUGCCUUCGACUUGAACUGCGUCAGCAUGCCUCCCAAAUACCGAUCCAUGUGCGACUUUCACGAAUACUACUCCGGCCAGAGGACUGCCCCGUAUCUCACUGUUUUCGUGGGUGGAAACCACGAGGCCAGCAACUACCUUCUUGAACUGUACUUUGGCGGUUGGGUUGCUCCGAACAUAUACUACAUGGGCGUGGCCAAUGUCCUGAAGCUUGGACCACUUCGAAUCGCUGGGUUGAGUGGCAUCUGGAAAGGCUUCGACUACCGCAAGACUCACUUCGAGCGACUACCAUACAAUGAGUCCGACAUGAAGAGUAUCUAUCACGUGCGUGAGUUGGAUGUUCGAAAGCUGCUUCAAAUUCGAACUCAAGUCGAUGUCGGCAUCAGCCACGACUGGCCACAGAGUGUCGAGUGGAAGGGCAACUGGAAGCAGCUUUUCAACUUCAAGAAGUACUUCGAGGAGGACGCAAGAAGUGGCAAGCUUGGAAGUAUCGCUGCAAAGCAGGUGCUCGAUCGCUUGCGCCCAAGGUACUGGUUCAGUGCGCAUCUCCAUUGCAAAUAUGCUGCCAAAGUGUCGCACGAGCAACAGGCAGUACUGCAGCAGCCACUGCCAGGACAUGAAGCAUCAAGCAAGCAUGCUCUCAAUGGCAUCGGCGAGCACAGCAAUGGUGUUGCUAAACCCUCGAAGAAUGCGGACGAGAUUGACCUCGACCUGGAUGAAGACGAUUCACCCGCAGAAGCAUCACUCGGCCUACACACAACACCAGCUACUGCAGUAAGCACCGCGCCCAAGAACACAGAUGAGAUCGACCUCGAACUCGAUGACGACGACGCCGGCGCCGACCAGCCCUCGGCGCCGAGCACAGAAUCUGCAAAAGCAACUGCGACUAUAGUCCUAAACAACCCUACCAGCCCUAACGGCGACGCCCUCUCCCUGGAAGCUGCUCGCGCUGCCUUACCCGCCUCGUUCGCCAAACCAAAGGAUCCAGAGCGAAUGGAACAUCCUCCCGACAUCGCCAACAAGGAAACAUCCUUCCUGGCCCUUGACAAAUGCUUGCCGAACAGAAACUUCCUGCAACUCCUCUCGGUCCCGACGACAGAUGCAAACACCACCACUAAUGUCGACCUUGCGCGUCCGCUUAAGCUCGAGUAUGACAGAGAAUGGCUAGCCAUUGCGAGGGCCUUCGCGUUCAUAGAGCGCCCUGCAUUCGGCGACCCCGACGCGCGCGUCCCCCCUGCAAAGACGCAGGCCGAGUAUCGCGAUCUCAUAGCAGAGCACCGCGCGUGGAUCGACUCGCACAUCAGCGAAUCAGACCUGGUCAUCCCGCCGAACUUUGAGGUUAUCGCACCGGUGUAUGAUGGGGGUCACUUCCAAGACGCCAAGUAUCAGCAGGUGCAGGAGUACCCGAACCCGCAGACGCAACGCUUCUGCGAGUUGUUGCAGAUUGAUAAUCCGUUGGAAAUAAGCGAGGAGGAACGUGCGGAGAGGAUGGCUGCUGGACCUCGACCCGAGCAGGAGUUCAAGCGGUUUGGAGGGGGGAGAGGACGCGGUGGAUUUGAUCGAGGACGGGGAAGAGGUGGUCGAGGAGGCAGAGGGAGAGGUGGUGGGCGAGGACGGGGAAGAGUGUCCGGUGGUUAG
Messenger RNA from Zasmidium cellare ATCC 36951, 1803 nucleotides. RefSeq lists its product as uncharacterized. NCBI's taxonomy places the organism in Eukaryota, Fungi, Ascomycota, Dothideomycetes, Mycosphaerellales, Mycosphaerellaceae. Bases 1 to 1803 code for a protein of 600 amino acids. The transcript is spliced from 2 exons. Gene Ontology annotation, biological process: mRNA splicing, via spliceosome. The record is from RefSeq and is a predicted model, not a curated record. Gene Ontology annotation, cellular component: nucleus. Gene Ontology annotation, molecular function: RNA lariat debranching enzyme activity.